CGCGCGCCCGGCGAAGAGACUACACUUUCAUGGAGGGGGCGGAGGCGGAGGAGCGGGAGUGGGCCGCCUUGGCCGGGGACCUGCUGGCCCUGGGGUAUGAGGGUUUCCCAGAGGGGGCGUCGCCGGGCCCCUCGUGCCCAGACUUCAGGGCGCUGUGCGCGCGGCUGGCGGCAGAGCUGGCGACGCUGGACGCCCUGGAGCGGGAGAAAGAGGAAGGCACGGAGGCACUGAGCGCCGGCGACGGUCCCGGCGCCGAGGAGGAAUUCCUGCGACAGUUGGCCGGCCUUUUGCGGGAGUUGCACUGCCCCGAUCGAGAGCUCUGCGGCAGAGACUGCGCAUCCUCCCUGCGGAAGCCGGGCGCGCGCCUGCGCCUGCUGCGCUUUCUCUGCUCGGAGCUCCAGGCAGCCCGCCUACUCCGCCUGCACCCCAGGCUGGAUCCCAGCCUUGAGCCAUCCGGUGGAGAGUGGGCAGGGGAGGGGGCAGAGGAGGAAUCUGGCCUGGUCCAGGAACUGGUGCUUACUCUCCAAGCCCUGGGACUGCCCAGACCUCCGCGGGGGACCCCCGCCAGCCAGCUGCUGCGGGAGUUGCAUGCCAAGAUCUCAGAGCUGCUGCCUUCCCUGCCCCCAGGGUUCCUGCAGCCUCUUCUCAGCUACCCGCUGGAUGCCCCCAGAUGGGAAGCGCUGGAGUCUCUCUCACAAAGCCUGCAAGAUCAGUACUGCUGCCGCCGCUGCCUCCUCCUCAAGCGCCUGGACCUCACAACAUCUGCUUUCCACUGGAGUGAGCGAGCAGAGGCCCAAGGAGAGGCCAUGAAGGCAGUGCUAAUCCCAAUUCGAGAGGUUCUGACCCCGGAAUCGGAUGUCUCCAUUGCACAUGUCCUGGCUGCCCGAGCUGACCUGUCUCGCCUUGUCCCCGCCACUAGCAAGACCGCCCGCCGAGGGACCUGCUGUGCUAUCAACAAGGUGCUCAUGGGCAGCGUGCCAGACCGGGGGGGCCGCCCAGAUGAGCUGGAGCCUCCCAUGCCCAGCUGGCAGAGCAGAAGAGAGGACGGAGGCGGGCGGAAGGCAGGCCGCCAGUGCUGGGGCCACAAGAAGAAGAAGAAGUGAAGGGGGACUGGUGGUUGGGGGAGGGGGGCCUCCCUGAGAUGCUGACCUUAAUACCCUGAGUUGUCACUCUGAGGGUCUCUCCUGGCAUCUGGCACCCCAGCCUGAGGCCCCAGUUGUCCUCCCCCAUCUACCAUUCAACACCAAGGACCAUGUUCUUUGGAAAAUAAAUUUAAUUUAUGACA
Phacochoerus africanus (Common warthog) is the source of this 1285-nucleotide messenger RNA. RefSeq names its product family with sequence similarity 98 member C (gene TSLIG3C). The transcript is spliced from 8 exons. Bases 30 to 1103 code for a protein of 357 amino acids. Gene Ontology annotation, cellular component: tRNA-splicing ligase complex. The record is from RefSeq and is a predicted model, not a curated record. Lineage: Eukaryota; Metazoa; Chordata; Mammalia; Artiodactyla; Suidae.